AUGGCAACUGCGGGCGAUGCGCGAGCGGUUUUUCACUCCCUGCCCUCGCCCAAUCUCUUGUCCUGGAAUAUCAUCAUCUCGGCGUGUGCCGCGAAUGGGGAUUUCUUCGAGGCCAUGCGCCUCUUCCACGCCACAGAGCUUGGCCACAUAGGAGAAACAAGAUGCAAGCGAAAGAGGUUUUUGCCUAGAUGCGCGAGAGGGAUGAGCGGCCUGGAACGCGAUGACCGAGGCGGAUCAGGCCAAGGAGCUCUUCGAUCGGAUGGACCACCGGUGCUGGAACUCCUGGGACACGCUGCUUCAGGGGUUUGUGGCCGAUGGAUCCGUGGAGCACGCCAAGGAUCUGUACGAUCGGAUGUCCCAGGACGGGGUUCACCGUGGACGUUGAUGAUUCAAGAAUUUGCCCAAAGCUGGCAUUUUGAGAAUGCCAAGGACAUUUUCACUCACAUGGCACAGAGCGAUCAAAUGCCCAAAACGGGGAUCUUGGACGCGCGAAAGAGCUGCUUGAUUGCAUGCCCGAAAGCACUGUCUUCUUCCUGCCCUCUUCGACUCAAUGCAGGAAAGAGAUACUCUUGGACCGCGCUCGCAACAGUUAAUGCCCACGCGGGGCAUCACGCCGCCGUCCAGCUGCUCUUCACAUCGAUGCUGCUCGACGGGAUCAAGCCGGACGAGCUGACGUUCGUGUGCCUGCUCUCGUCGGUGGCCUACACGGGCAUCCUGGACGAGGUCCGAGAGAGGUUCAUGGCAAUGGUGGCGGACAAUUUCGUGGCAGCACUACUGCUGCCUCAUCGCAGCGCUGGCGAGGGCGGGGAGGCUGGAUGA
Molecule: messenger RNA, 819 nt
Organism: Selaginella moellendorffii
Lineage: Eukaryota; Viridiplantae; Streptophyta; Lycopodiopsida; Selaginellales; Selaginellaceae
Product: pentatricopeptide repeat-containing protein At1g03540-like
Exons: 3
Coding region: 1-819 (272 amino acids)
Molecular function (GO): protein binding
Source: RefSeq, a predicted model, not a curated record